This is a messenger RNA of Aspergillus steynii IBT 23096, 838 nucleotides long. RefSeq lists its product as uncharacterized. Bases 46 to 726 code for a protein of 226 amino acids. The record is from RefSeq and is a predicted model, not a curated record. The transcript has 5 exons. Lineage: Eukaryota; Fungi; Ascomycota; Eurotiomycetes; Eurotiales; Aspergillaceae.
CAUGAACCAUUGAAUCUUUAUUUGCUAGCUGAGCCUACAGUCAAAAUGCUCGCCUUACGCUCUUUCAUCCGCCAAACCCCCAUCUCACAUCGAUGGUCCCAGAUCCGCUCCGUGUCAACACUAGAAGGCCAUCCUCACAUAUAUACCUUCCCCUCCAACAACUCCCAUAUCCUCAGUCUCCUCCCGACGAACCCACCCAACGCCAAUCUCUCUAUCGGACUUACCUCCAAACUGCCUCCCACGCCUGACUCCUUCCGCGAAAACCCCCGCUUCCUAAGCAUCCUGCAAGAGGUCCUCACCGAGCACGGCCACCAGGACCCCGACGCCGUCUCGCAGGCCCAGGUCAUGGUGUCCACGGCCGGCGCGAAUCUCAGCUCCGGCGGCGUGCUGUUGACGGGGAGCAAGGCGCGGCGCAGACGCGGGGAGACGGCGGACUCGAGUGGCGGGGCGAGUGGGCAGGGGGGUGCAGGGUCCGCGGGGAGGGGAGGAUGGAUUCAUUUGUCGGAUGAGAGGAGGCCGCCUGAGUAUGGGCGGAUUGCGUGGCCUGAGGAUAUCUUUGGGAGCUUGGAGGUGGAUGGAGAUGGGAACUUUGUUGGGGGGAAUGGGAAUUAUCAGUCCAGUGGUACUUACCGUGUUGUGACAAGAGAUGGAUUCUUCGGACUAAGUUCUUUCCUACGAGAGAAGCUGGUUCAGAGAUUGCGCCAGAUUGAGUCUGAGUCGCAAUAGGCCCCGGCCUGUCUUCCAUCUGUAAAACUAUACAAUGAAUUGUAUUAUAUUGGAUUUGUCUGUGCUAUGUUCCCUGCCGGGUAGUGUCAAAUUAAAAUUAUCUCAUCUCCAC